Vicia faba (fava bean) is the source of this 927-nucleotide messenger RNA. Lineage: Eukaryota; Viridiplantae; Streptophyta; Magnoliopsida; Fabales; Fabaceae. The record is from the annotation of a GenBank genome assembly.
AUGACGGACAGGAAAACCAUUGAUUUAGAUCAAGGUUGGGCCUAUAUGCAGAAUGGGAUUAAGAAAUUGAAGACAAUUCUGGAAGGAUCAUCGAAAACUCAGUUCAGUUCGGAGGAAUACAUGAUGUUGUACACAACAAUUUAUAACAUGUGUACUCAGAAGCCGCCGCUUGACUACUCUCAGGAUCUGUAUGACAGAUACAAGGGGUUUUUUGAGGAAUACAUUAGAUCGACUGUCUUGUCUUCGGUAAGAGAUAAGCAUGACGAAUUCAUGCUGAGGGAGCUUGUCCAGAGAUGGGUAAACCAUAAGGUGUUGGUUAGGUGGCUUUCACGCUUCUUCCAUUAUCUUGAUCGCUACUUUGUAGUGCGGCGCUCCCUGCCUCCACUCAAUGAAGUUUGGCUCUCUGCCUUCCGUGAUUUGGUUUACAUGGAGGUGCGAGCUAAUGCUAGUAAAGCUGUGAUUACUCUUAUUGACAAAGAACGUGAGGGCGAACAAAUUGAUAGAUCGUUGUUGAAAAAUAUUCUUGAUAUAUUUGUUGAGAUCGGUAUGGGUGAUAUGAAGCAUUAUGAAAAUGAUUUUGAGGUCCAAAUGCUUGAGGAUACUGCCGAUUACUACAGAAAGAGAGUGUCUCAUUAUUUGCAUGCUAGCACUGAGCAGAAACUGGUAGAGAAAGUGCAACACGAAUUGCUGGUAAGCCGUGCUAAUCAAUUACUCGAGAAGGAGCAUUCAGGCUGCCGUGCCUUACUUAGAGAUGAUAAGGUGGAUUAUCUCUCUAGGAUGUAUAGACUUUACCAUAAGAUACCUAAAGGACUGGAUGCUGUUGCCAAUGUAUUCAAGCAGCAUAUUACGGAUGAGGGUACAACUCUGGUUCAACUGACUGAAGAAAGUUCUUGCAAUAAAAAAAACUACAAACCCUGUUAUCCUUGA